Molecule: messenger RNA, 2785 nt
Organism: Vespula pensylvanica (western yellowjacket)
Lineage: Eukaryota; Metazoa; Arthropoda; Insecta; Hymenoptera; Vespidae
Exons: 2
Coding region: 6-2396 (796 amino acids)
Source: RefSeq, a predicted model, not a curated record
GGUCAAUGGCCCAACCAACGGUGGAGGUGACUCAUUCGGAGAAAAAAGAGAAGGACGAUUGUGAGGAAGAGAUCAGGUAUAUCCAAAGGAACUAUUGUCGUGAAAUCAGCAGCGAGGACGAUUACAGAAGCAGCUCAGUUAGGGAACUCGAGAAUGUCAGACGUUCGGUUAGAGGUGUCAAGGGAAAAAGAAUGAAGUCCUCGCGAACUAAGCAAGGUUUCGGGUCACGGCACAGGAAGGCAAGACCCAAGAGGAAAAAAAACGAGGACUAUAGCGAGCCCUGUUGUCCAUUGGAAAGGACAGACGUUGAUUGCGACAUUCAGCCACUUUCUGGUUAUCCAUGCGUGAACAAAUCGCAUCGUCCUAAAGUGACGUAUCCAAGUUCGAGAUUAAUCAGACGUCAUUCUAGUCGUCUGGUUUCUCCAAAAUUGUAUAGUCGAUAUAUAAAAAGGGAUUUGACAAGAGACUAUCCAGGUAAUAUCGAUAUCAAGGUUAUCCACGACUGGCCUGAUAUUGGAACUGAUCAACGAGUUCCAAGAUCGAAAGACAAGGUAUAUCGUUUGGAGACUCGAAAGAUAGUUCAGAGGGACAGUUUCGAGGAGAGUUUGAGAAAACGAUCGACCGAUUCAAUUUACAUAAAUCCACGCUUCGACCCUAACCUCAAUCACGAGGAAGCAGCAGCGGUGAACAGUAGAAAGGAGUUGGAGGUCCAUCGUUACGUCGAUAAAAUGAACGAGAGCUCGUUUCAGAAGAGAUUGAGCGGCGGUAGUAAUUUCAGUGGUUCGACCAAUAACCAAUAUUGUCCUCGGCUCAACGGACCCUGUUCUUGCGAAGAGGAGACAAACAAAUCGAGAAAUUUCAACUGCGAGAAAGACGUACUGUCGUCGUCUAAGAGAAAAGAGGAGAAGAAAAUUUGUGAGAAGAACUUCGAUUGGAUUUUUAAAGAUCCACCGUGUACCAAGUCCAAGCCACGAUAUCCUUCCUCUCGAAGUUUUAGCAGUCUCUCUUCUACACGAUCGACCAAGGGAGUUACCUUCGAUAAAAAAUUGACGGAAAUGCCAAUUUUCGAAAGGACACCUUGUCAAAUUCCAAGAUCAUCUAGAAAAAGCGACAAAUCGUCUUUCAUUGAAAAGAAAGUACAUUACGAGCCAAAAUGUAUAAGAAUGAGCGAUCUUAGAAAAGACGAGGAAGACUUUUGUUACGUCUGUGAAAACAAAAAAAUCGAUAAUAUAAGAAAUCGAAAGCUGUGUAAGUUGGUACGAAGCAAGGAGGGAAAGGUAUUGAUGAAAUGUUGCUGUUCCGACAACGAACAAGAAAACAACACGAAAUGCAAUGACUGUUGUUGUUGUCCUGAAAAUCGUAAGCAGUUCCAAGCUCGUCAAAAAUGCGACAUUUCGACGACCUACGAGAAAUAUCCGGAGGAUAAGAAUUACUUACCUACGAACUCUCUUUCAGGUAACAAUUUUCGAAUUGAUUCGUCAGACAAACCUGCAGAAAAUAUCUGCAAAAGGAAGGAGGAUUUAUCUCUAAAAACACCGUUUCUUGAUCAUUGGAAGAAAUGUAACGAACGUUUGAAGGAAGUCAGCGAGGAUUACGAGAAAUUGUCUACCAAUUUAAAGACCAUGCGAGACAUUUGCUAUCGUCGUAAUAAAACUAGAAGGAAAACCGACGGAUCUUAUCCGUCUGGAAAAGAUUCGUCCUUCGGUGAGCUAAGAGAUUCACCGAAAAGAACGAUCGACGUUCGUUCUUCCUUUCGACCGAACGAAAUCGAGGAAAACAAUGAUUGCGAUUGUAGAGAGUUCUUUCGUGAAACCUUACAAUACCCGUACGACCGUUAUGGAAGAUCCAUGAAACGACACGAAACGAAACACGAUACGAAGUCGAAGAAAAAACUUGAAAAGGAUUCGAUUAGGAAGCUUGAGGGCUUUUGCGAUAGAGUCAAAACUCUGAAUCGAUCUCUCGAUACAAGGAAAGGGAAUCCAGAGAGCAAAGCUUUAAACGAGAAUCGUUUACACCAAGAAUGUCGGUACGACAGUGAAACGAGCGUUCAAGAAUUAUGGAGACCUAUCAAAAUGAAUAAUAUUUCGCGAAAAGAGUGGCCAUGUAAUACGGUUGAUCUUAGGAUCGUCAAGCCAAAGAAUAGUUCUGGUAAAACGAGUCUCGAAAAGAUUUUAAUAUAUCCACCCGAUGAUGUAACUGGUCCACCCUUGACACUCUUUAAAAAUUCCUCGAAUAUCAGCUGUCAGGUUAAGGGUAACGAGGAUAAUGGUUACAGAUACAACGUUACCUACGUUCAAAAAUUCAUUAGUCCUAUUUGGCGGCCGGAGGUCGAAUGUCCAAGUAACAAGAUUCGUCAUAGGAGAGACGAAUGUGAUUGUUCGUCGGAUUAUGGCUGAUAUUUUUGUCGUUUUUAUCACGUUCUUUGUCCUAUGAAGAAUAUGAGAAUUAUUUUAUACCGAUCCUAACUGUGUGACGACAGGCAUAACAUCGGAAAAUAUAUCUCGGUUAGAAGCGAGAACUUGAUCAAAAAUUGAAAAUACCAAAAGAAUUAGAUCUCGAAUUGUAAUUGAUAGUAGAUUUAAUUUAUCUUGGCAUUUUAAGGCUUUCUGAUAAUUUUUAAAUAUACGUUUGUGAUAUUUUUAUAAUGUCUUUUAAUUUUCUACGUAAUUUUAUGUUUCGUUUGAUCAGAGAAGUAUCGAUCCAACCGGUCUAAAUGUUUAAUUUGCAAUUUAACAUAGAAAAUGGUUUUGCAAGGAUAUUUAAUGUAUCAAAAGGAAAUGUAAUA